AUGUUGUCAUAUGGAAUUUUCAUUAUCAGAUUCAAUUCUUUGAAAGAUAGGGAUCAGAUUCUGGAGGGGGGCUACAUAUUCUUUAACCGAAGGCCUGUCAUCAUGAAGGCAUGGGACCCAAAUGUGAAUUUUAAGAAAGAAGAUGUAAAAAAAGUUCCAAUAUGGGUUCAACUUGAAGACUUGGAUCUGAAAUAUUGGGGACAAAGAUCUUUGUUCAAAAUAGUCGGUCAAGUAGGGGAGCCGAUUAUGGUGGAUAAUGUUACCAAAGAGAGGGAAAGGUUGAACUAUCCUAAAGUUCUUAUCGAAGUUAGGAUAGAUCAACAAUUUCCCGAUAAGUUAGAAUUUGAGAAUGAGCAUGGAAACAACACACAUGUGGGAAUCAAGUAUGAAUGGAAACCGAUUGCUUGUAAUAACUGCUACGACCAGGGACAUUUGACUGAUGAUUGUAAGAAGAAUGCCAAAGUGGAGAAGAAUUGGGUAGUAAAGGAAGAUCAUAGGCCAAAACAGGUAGUGGAUGAGAAUGGCUUUGUUAAAGUUACAAGAGGUACUAAGGGGAAAGAGCAGUCUAACACAGCAGAGGCUCUAAGGGUGGAAAACACUUUCCAAGCCUUAGACUCUGAUUUGGAACAGCAAGUAUUGGCAGGAAAGGAGGUUGAAGAUGCUGAGAAUGAGGGCACAUGCGAAGGGGGAGGGGGGGGAGAUCCCUCUCUCUCCAAUAAUUAA
Cannabis sativa is the source of this 723-nucleotide messenger RNA. RefSeq lists its product as uncharacterized. The record is from RefSeq and is a predicted model, not a curated record. NCBI's taxonomy places the organism in Eukaryota, Viridiplantae, Streptophyta, Magnoliopsida, Rosales, Cannabaceae. Gene Ontology annotation, molecular function: nucleic acid binding; zinc ion binding. Bases 1 to 723 code for a protein of 240 amino acids. The transcript has a single exon.